AUGUACGAACAUGAGCUAGAAAAUCGGAGUGAUGAACAAGAGGUGAUAGUCGUCGAUCAGACGCCCACACGAGAGCAGAGUGAGGCUGCACGACGCGCAGAGAAAUUUGAGAGAAGAGCUAUGAGAAAACGCAUAGCACUUCUCGACCAAGCGCUUGCACGCGCGAGGGAGAAGGCAUACAAGGCACAUUACCGGGCGGUCAAUCUGGGCGAAAAGGUCGAGGAGGAACGGACAUCCCUCGUCGAGGACUUGCUUCCAUACCACAGGCGCAAGGCGGCAAGAUCGAAACAAAGAGCCAGAAAGCACCACACGGAGCUUCUUGACCGAUUCUUCCGACUGCCUAGAGAGAUCCGCGACUUGGUAUAUCACCACGCCUGGAGCGGCACAAUGACCUCCUUCUACCAAGAGCUGACAUGGAACUUCUCGGAGCACGAUCCAAUCCCUUGGGGCCCAAUCGUUACGGCCGAGUAUUCAUGUACUGGUCCAUACAGGGCUAGCCUCAUGUCGGUAUGCGAUCUUGUAACACCAGAGAACGGAGGCACCUGCAAGGGACCUAGACACGCCCAAGAGUAUGCAUGGAUAUGGACGACCCAGCAGAUCUUCUCGGAGUCUACGGAGCAGUUUUAUCGCUAUACCCAGUUCACACGAUCUGCGCGGGCUGAGGCCCACUACUAUCAUAUGUGCGCGCAUAUUGUUCCAAGGCACAAGUUGUAUGAGUCGGCGUACGCUUUUCCGAACAUUCUCCUGGCACGCCACGUAUUGCUCGAUGUGGGACACGAAGCAUCUCUUCACAUAGCCAACGAUGGCAUACUGGCCUCGAUUCUGGAACUGCUGGCUAUGGCGAAGAAAUGUAAGGAGAAGAAGGCGCUGCGGGUGAGUUGGAAAACGAACACAACGGACACAAAACCAUUUCACCUCAAAGAUUUGGUUCCUGCAAGUACGCCUCACUCGAUGGCUGCAAGAGCCUUCGAAGAGUUGGUGUUGAGAGAUCUGGAGCGGGUAGGAUGGGAGAUCACGAUCGAUAACCAUCCAACGAUACAAUAA
Molecule: messenger RNA, 1044 nt
Organism: Alternaria rosae
Lineage: Eukaryota; Fungi; Ascomycota; Dothideomycetes; Pleosporales; Pleosporaceae
Exons: 1
Coding region: 1-1044 (347 amino acids)
Source: RefSeq, a predicted model, not a curated record